Messenger RNA from Cylindrotheca closterium, 2058 nucleotides. Lineage: Eukaryota; Bacillariophyta; Bacillariophyceae; Bacillariales; Bacillariaceae. The record is from the annotation of a GenBank genome assembly.
AUGGCGAAGCGGACUUCUCCACUCUCCAAUACUAUCAACAAUAGCGAUAAUAGUUCCAAGAACAACAAGAACAAGAACAAGAAACGCAAAAAGAACAAGAACAAACCAAUGCAGAAUGAUGCUCCUCCUCCUCCUCCUCCCAUUCCUGUCACGGUUCUAUCGGGGUUCCUAGGAAGUGGCAAAACGACCUUGAUGAAACACAUUUUAACGUCCAUGGACCACGGCCUCAAGAUUGCCAUGAUUGUCAAUGAUAUGGCCGAACUCGACAUUGAUGGAAAGGUAAUCCAGUCGGCUGUGGUUGUCAAUAAACCAGAGGUCGUCACUUUGCAAAAUGGUUGCAUCUGUUGUAAUUUGCGGGGGGAUUUGAUUCGGGAAAUAUAUCGGAUACAACAGUUGGGUCAAUUUGAUUAUGUUUUGAUUGAGAGUACUGGAAUUGCCGAGCCCCAACAAGUGGCCGAGAGUUUUUGUGUGGAUCCGGAAACCAUGGAAUUGGCCGUGGAACAACUGACGAGGACUGCUGGUGACAACGACAAUACUCCAAAUGUCACGGGGAAAAUGCUCUUGAAUGCCGCCAAUUUGGACACUUGUGUGACAGUGGUAGAUGCCUUGCACUUUCCCAAAUAUCUGUCGAGCCUUGAACGAUUCAAGGAUAUCUUUGACGACGGUUUGGAUCAGGCUGCCACCAAUUCGGAAGAAGAGGGGGAAAAGUCCAUUUCGCAACUCAUGAUCGAGCAAGUUGAAUUCGCAAAUGUCAUUGUGUUGAACAAGACUGAUAUGGUGUCAUCCGAAAAGGAAUUGAAUACCAGCCGUGCCCUUAUCAAGACCCUGAAUCCCAAGGCCAAGGUCAUUACGGCUUCCCAUGGCCAGAUUGAUGUCAAGGAAAUUUUGAAUACGGGUCUCUUUGAUUUGGGUCAAGCCAGCGAGUCGCCUGGAUGGUUGCUUUCGUUGAAAGAACAUGGGGUUAGUGGGGCACCGGGUGAGGCCGAUGAAUAUGGCGUCACUUCCUUUGUGUACAAGAAUCGGUCUCCCUUUCAUCCAUUUCGUCUCUACAAAUUCUUGCGUCAAUUCUUUUGCUUUGCCAACGAAUGGAAUGCUUCCUCGCCCGAAUCAUCCGUAAAGAAGAUUGGCAAGGAUGACCAAACAAAAGCUGCGUUGAAUCAAAAGUAUGGUCGCAUUUUGCGGAGCAAGGGCAAUUGUUGGUUGGCGGGACGGGAUCGUCAUAUUUACGAUUGGGCGCAGACGGGACAGAUAAUGGCCUUGCAACCGGGACAGCCCUGGUUUUGCACCUUGCCAGCCGAAGAAUGGGGAAUCUCACUAUCCAUUGAAGAUAUGAAAGCAAUCAAAGACUCGUUCUAUGGACAAGACGCCAAGUCGGGCAAGAAGAUUCCUCACGAUUUUGGAGACCGCCAGUCCGUGGUUGUCUUGAUUGGAACGGACUUGAAACAAGAGGCCAUCACACAAGCAUUGAAUGACUGCUGCUUGUCCGAGGAGGAAUUGAAAGCCCAUACUACUGAUUUACCGUAUGGUAGUUACGCAGACCCUCUCCAACCGAACGAGGUCGUGGAGUGCGACGGUGUCCGAUCGUUAUUCAUGGUGGCAAGACAUGGUCAAGACCAACACUUUCACGUCCCCAGAGGGUCCUCCUUUACAAUACAAAACUUGUCUCUUUUGUUCCACCCUGUGAAACUCGAUUAUAAUCUUUGUUACAUGGUUCGAGUAUGGUUGGAUAAGACGGAUGUGACCAAACGGGGAGUCUUGUUGGCCACACUUCGGGCCCCUGAAUACGAACAGCAUUCCAUGUGCAUGACAAUCUUGCCGUGCGAUGUGAAUGGGGGGGAAAUGGAUUCCAAUCGAAGGCUUCGUGUGGAAGUGAUCGUGACUGCCAAAGACCGAACCGAUCCGACUCUUGAUUUGAUGCAACUUUGCGAGGUGCACAUCGUGGGAAAAGUGGAACCAUUGCCUUUUUCCGAAGAUGAUGAGAUGCAAGCACAAGAAGCCAUGACGGACGAAGAUACUGACGAUGCUAAUGAAGACGACGAGGCAUGCAAAAGGCAAUGA